Molecule: messenger RNA, 2744 nt
Organism: Lepus europaeus (European hare)
Lineage: Eukaryota; Metazoa; Chordata; Mammalia; Lagomorpha; Leporidae
Gene: HCN2
Product: hyperpolarization activated cyclic nucleotide gated potassium and sodium channel 2
Exons: 8
Coding region: 1-2631 (876 amino acids)
Biological process (GO): potassium ion transport; transmembrane transport
Cellular component (GO): membrane
Molecular function (GO): voltage-gated potassium channel activity
Source: RefSeq, a predicted model, not a curated record
AUGGACGCGCGCGGGGGCGGCGGGCGGCCCGGGGAGAGCCCGGGCGCGACCCCCGCACCACCGCCGCCGCCGCCGCCGCCGCCGCCGCCCGCGCCCUCCCAGCAGCAGCCGCCGCCGCCCGCGCCGCCCCCGGGCCCCGCGCCCCCAGCGGAGCCCGCCCGGCCCGAGCCCGCGGCCCCCGGGGCGGCGGACGAGGGCGGCCCGCGCGCCCGGCUCCGGAGCCGCGACAGCUCGUGCGGCCGCCCGGGCACCCCCGGCGCGGCUAGCGCGGCCAAGGGCAGCCCGAACGGCGAGUGCGGGCGCGGCGAGCCGCAGUGCAGCCCCGCGGGGCCCGAGGGCCCGGCGCGCGGCCCCAAGGUGUCGUUCUCGUGCCGCGGGGCGGCCGCGGGCGCGGGGCCGGCGGAUGAGGCGGGCAGCGAGGAGGCGGGCCCGGCCGGGGAACCGCGCGGCAGCCAGGCCAGCUUCAUGCAGCGCCAGCUGGGCGCGCUCCUGCAGCCCGGCGUCAACAAGUUCUCGCUGCGCAUGUUCGGCAGCCAGAAGGCGGUGGAGCGGGAGCAGGAGCGUGUCAAGUCCGCGGGGGCCUGGAUCAUCCACCCGUACAGCGACUUCAGGUUCUACUGGGACUUCACCAUGCUGCUGUUCAUGGUGGGCAACCUGAUCAUCAUCCCCGUGGGCAUCACCUUCUUCAAGGACGAGACCACCGCCCCCUGGAUCGUCUUCAACGUGGUCUCCGACACCUUCUUCCUCCUGGACCUGGCGCUCAACUUCCGCACGGGCAUCGUGGUGGAGGACAACACGGAGAUCAUCCUGGACCCCGAGAAGAUCAAGCGCAGGUACCUGCGCACGUGGUUCGUGGUGGACUUCGUGUCCUCCAUCCCCGUGGACUACAUCUUCCUCAUCGUGGAGAAGGGCAUCGACUCCGAGGUCUACAAGACGGCGCGCGCCCUGCGCAUCGUGCGCUUCACCAAGAUCCUCAGCCUGCUGCGCCUGCUGCGGCUGUCGCGGCUCAUCCGCUACAUCCACCAGUGGGAGGAGAUCUUCCACAUGACCUAUGACCUGGCCAGCGCGGUGAUGCGCAUCUGCAACCUCAUCAGCAUGAUGCUGCUGCUGUGCCACUGGGACGGCUGCCUGCAGUUCCUGGUGCCCAUGCUGCAAGACUUCCCACAGGACUGCUGGGUGUCCAUCAACAACAUGGUGAACCACUCGUGGAGCGAGCUCUACUCCUUCGCGCUGUUCAAGGCCAUGAGCCACAUGCUGUGCAUCGGGUACGGCCGGCAGGCGCCCGAGAGCAUGACGGACAUCUGGCUCACCAUGCUAAGCAUGAUCGUGGGUGCCACCUGCUACGCCAUGUUCAUCGGCCACGCCACGGCUCUCAUCCAGUCGCUGGAUUCCUCGCGGCGCCAGUACCAGGAGAAGUACAAGCAGGUGGAGCAGUAUAUGUCCUUCCACAAGCUGCCCGCGGACUUCCGGCAGAAGAUCCACGACUACUACGAGCACCGCUACCAGGGCAAGAUGUUCGACGAGGAGAGCAUCCUGGGCGAGCUCAGCGGGCCGCUGCGGGAGGAGAUCGUCAACUUCAACUGCCGCAAGCUGGUGGCCUCCAUGCCGCUGUUCGCCAACGCCGACCCCAACUUCGUGACGGCCAUGCUGACCAAGCUGCGCUUCGAGGUCUUCCAGCCUGGGGACUACAUCAUCCGCGAGGGCACCAUCGGCAAGAAGAUGUACUUCAUCCAGCACGGCGUGGUGGGCGUGCUCACCAAGGGCAGCAAGGAGAUGAAGCUGUCGGAUGGCUCCUACUUCGGGGAGAUCUGCCUGCUGACGCGGGGCCGGCGCACGGCCAGCGUGCGGGCCGACACCUACUGCCGCCUCUACUCGCUGAGCGUGGACAACUUUAACGAGGUGCUGGAGGAGUACCCCAUGAUGCGGCGCGCCUUCGAGACCGUGGCCAUCGACCGCCUGGACCGCAUCGGUAAGAAGAACUCCCUCCUCCUGCACAAGGUGCAGCACGACCUCAGCUCGGGCGUGUUCAACAACCAGGAGAACGCCAUCAUCCAGGAGAUCGUCAAGUACGACCGCGAGAUGGUGCAGCAGGCGGAGCUGGGCCAGCACGGCCUCUUCCCGCCGCCGCCGCCGCCGCAGGCCACCUCGGCCAUCGCCACGCUGCAGCAGGCCGUGGCCAUGAGCUUCUGCCCGCAGGUGGCACGCCCGCUCGUGGGCCCGCUGGCGCUAGGCUCGCCGUGCCUCCUGCGCCGCCCGCCCCCGGGGCCCGCGCCCGCCGCCAGCCCCCCAGGCGCGCCUGCCAGCCCCCGAGUCCCGCGGACCUCGCCCUACGGCGUCACGCCCAGCUCACCCGCCGGGCCCCGCGCCGGGCCCGCACUGCCCGCACGCCGCCUGAGCCGUGCAUCGCGCCCACUGUCGGCCUCACAGCCCUCGCUGCCCCACGGCGCGCCGGGACCCACGGCCGCCACAGCGGUGCGCCCCGCCAGCAGCUCCACGCCGCGCCUGGGCCCUGCACCCACUCCGCGGGCCGCUGCACCCAGCCCGGACCGCAGGGACUCGGCUUCGCCCGGGGCAGGCGGCGGUCUCGACCCGCUGGACUCCGCGCGCUCACGCCUCUCGUCCAACUUGUGACCCCUGCCACGCCGCCCCAGCGGCCCGGGCGGGCCGGGGGCGGGGUCAUCCAGACCAAAGCCAUCGCGCGCUGCCGCUGCCCGCCCAGAAGCCAUAGAGGAGUCCUAGGUAGC